Molecule: messenger RNA, 1963 nt
Organism: Physella acuta
Lineage: Eukaryota; Metazoa; Mollusca; Gastropoda; Physidae
Source: RefSeq, a predicted model, not a curated record
AAUGAUAGAUACAGAAGGGUAAUGGAAAAAGCGAUGGAUUGUUAUUGAUUACUGUCGCUUUACAUACACUGAGAUUUACGCUAUAAGAAUUUGGAUUGCGUCAUGGAAGCUAGAGAUGGAUGGAUUUGAUGAUAAUGAGUUUUCCAGCUUGACAUUUGAUUCUGAUUUUAAUACUUUUCUUGGUGGAAUUUUACCGGCGAGUCGAAAUGCAGGAACUACGCUGGAACAACGAAGUGCACCUUCGUCUGUUGGCACUAGAUCAUCAUCCCAACAGAAUGGACGUCAAAGUUCCAUGACUUUAGCAGGAUCACAAUGUCAGGGGUGUACACGAUACAAAGAGGAAAUUGAUCGUCUGAGUAAAGAGCACAGCCUUAACUUCAUGAUUUUGAAAAAGAAAGUAAUUUCUACUGACCUAUUGAUUAGAAGAUCUAAAGCCAAACAAGAUGAGUGUGAAUUGCUGCAGAGGAAUGUUGAACAUCUCAAUAAAGAAUUGGAUAGAACCACCAGAGACUCGAAUCUUCUGUCUGAACAGCUUCAAUCUGCAAUGCAGAAUAUUAAACCUCUUAAAGAGGAAAAAGAACGCUUUGAAAGAGAGUUAAAAGAAAAAACAAAUGAAGUUAGAUUGUUGCAUGACAAGUUGGAAGCAGAAGAGGCAAUUAGAAGUCAAAGGAGUGCAUUGGAUGAGCACAACAAGACUCUUGAGAUCACUAUAGCUAACCUCAAAAGACAAAAUGCAAGUUUAACUACCAAGACUCGUAGCAUGGAGUCUCAACUGAGGGACCUUAAACGAGAAAACAAGGCCUUGACAAGCAACAAGAAUGUCUUAGACAAAAGACUGAGCAAUUUUGCUAAUGCUUUGAAAAAAGCGCAGCUUGUGUUCAAUUCUUACUGGCGCAGGUUUGUUUCAGCAGGUUUGACAGCGAAGAAAAAGCCAAAGAUAAUACCAGACUGUUACAAGUCAGUGAUGAAAAGUUACCUGAGUUUUGAGCUACAACGUGAAGAAAGUUCUGACGAAAAUGAUGCUGACUAUGAUGAAAAUGAUGAUGAAAAUGAUGAAAACGUGGAUGAAAAUAAAGUUGAAAACGGCUACAGCAGUGACUCUGAAGAUAUGAGUGAGGGGGAGAUCACUACUACUGCAGAUUUUGUCAAGUCACCUCCAAGCUGCAAUAAUGCUGGACGCUCCAGUCCUCAGAGAAGUCCUAUAGAACCUCAGAGAGCUGUAGGCCACCAGAGGAACCUUGAUACUGACAUUAAACGUUUAGCAAGUGGGAGGAAAUUAACUGGAAACAAAUCUUUACUAAAGUCUAUAGAAUGUGAUAAGGAGAGUGUGGAAAAUAGAACUUCAGCGCUAGAGGCUGACAAGACUUGUCUACAAUCGUUUAACAAAACAGCUUUUGUUAAAGCAAGUAAAAACUGUUCCCCAUACAAACAUGAAUCAGCCACACACCACAAUUCUAAAUCUAUCCAACAAAAAAAUACACCAUCAAAGUUUAAGCCACAAGUUAAGCCUUCAGCCAACCCAAGUUUUUCUAAGAGGCAGUUAGCAUCUGAAGAUGAAGAGGACUCUCAGCCAAACUUUAAACCUUCCAACCAAAGAGAUGCACCAUCUCAGCGUACAGCACAACCUAAAACUUCUCACACCGUUGGUGAUUCUAAAAAACAUUUAUCUGAAGAUGAAGAGAACUCAUCUCUGUCCUCUCUGUCUUCAUCAUCCUCCUCCUCCUCUUCAGACGAGGACAGUGAUAGCAGUAUUAAUUCCUUAUCAAAGUGCAAUGGCUUCAACGAAAAGAAGGCAGCCAAAAGCCAAACACCAAGCCUUGAAGAAAUAUUUUUGUUUGCCAGAAUACAGAAACUUCUCUCUCCACUACCACCUACCCCCAGCCCGCCACAUUGUAUAGAAGACAUAAACACCCCAGACUGUGAUAAUCUAAUGGAUGACUUGGCUGGUGAGCUCACUGCAUGA